Molecule: messenger RNA, 2418 nt
Organism: Biomphalaria glabrata
Lineage: Eukaryota; Metazoa; Mollusca; Gastropoda; Planorbidae
Product: collagen alpha-6(VI) chain-like
Exons: 15
Coding region: 120-1976 (618 amino acids)
Source: RefSeq, a predicted model, not a curated record
AAAUCAGAAAGUCACUUUGUGCAGUCUCUACUGAAAUGUCUUUAUCUUAAUUAAUCUGACCACACAGUGUACAUCUAGCUUUCAAGUCAAGAAUUAUUGAGUGAAUUCACUUCAACAAGAUGAUUUGGUUUCUAGUCAUUUGCUUGUCUUUAACACAGAUGACAUUCGCUGCAAAAAAAAAUCCUAAAAGUUUUGCUAUCCCAAAAACUUUAGAGAAGAAUAGGGAUCCUUCAGUGGUCUGCAGGCAACAACUUGAACUCGGCAUUGUCCUAGACUCCUCAGCAUCAAUCCAACUCCCCGACUUCAAUAAAAGUAUCAAUUUUCUUCAAGACUACCUGAAGCUAUUCGACAUUGGCCAAGACAGUGUAAGAGUCGCCAUCAUACCAUAUGCUAGAGGAGUCAUCUCUAAGAACGCUUUCUACUUGACUACUUACAACACCAAAGAAGAUGUCAUUAGAGCUAUAGGGAGAAUCACUCACACACAAGGAGAUCAUACUGACACCGGAGAAGGCAUCAAGUUUAUGCGCCUGUAUCAGCUAAACAUCGCACUGGUCAGACCUGGGGUCCCCAAGGUUGGCUUGGUAUUAACAGACGGGAAUUCACAAUAUAAAGCUGUAACAGAAGCAGAGGCCAAGGCUGCGAGAGAUAGUGGGAUCCAUAUGUUUGCCGUAGGAGUUGGUAGUGGUAUCGACGACCAGGAGCUACUUAGGAUUGCUGGCGACAAACUCGGAGUGAACCACGUGGACAGCUUUGACAAGCUUAAAAGUAUUGUCCAACGUCUGGCCGUACAGACGUGUGAAUCUACCAAGACAUCAAAGGACGUUAACAACGAGGAUAUAUUUCCAGAGUGCCAGAAACGAUCUCUCGAGCUAGGCAUUGUCCUGGACUCCUCCGCCUCCAUCUGGGUUGAAGACUUCAACAAAAGCAUCAAGUUUCUUCAAACCUUCCUCCAGCAAUUGGUGAUAGACAAGGACAGCGUCAGAGUCGCCAUCAUUCCUUAUUCUUAUGAAGUGCACACCAAAAACUCGUUCAACUUGAAUACAUACACCACCAAGAAAGACGUCCUUAACGCUAUAGGGAAAAUUUCUCACGAGCAAGGCAAUGCGACUUACACUAAUAAAGGCAUCAAGUACAUGCGUGAGCGCCAACUGAGUAAUGCAGUGGUCAGGCCAGGGGUCACAAGGAUUGGCCUGGUCAUAACGGACGGAGUGUCACACGAACCAAACUGGACAGCGACAGAGGCCAAGCUUGCAAGAGACAGUGGGAUUGUCAUGUUCGCUGUGGGAGUCGGUACAAAUAUCACAAAUGAAGAGCUAUUCAAUAUUGCCGGUGACCACUCCAGGGUCAACCAUGUGGACAACUUUGACAAUCUAAACAACAUCAUUCAAAGUUUGACCAAAAAGGCGUGUAGCGAAGACUUUGAAAGUACUACUACUAGAUCUCCAAUAAAGCCUAGACCUAAUGACCAAAAGAAUCCAAUAGACAUUUACUUUGUGUUCAGCCCUUCUUACUUGGGCUACGAGAUCACCAUUUGGACCAAAGAAUUGAUUUCCUCAAUCAUUUCAAGAGAUGGGAAUAAAUUGAUGAAGUGUGGCUUCAUAUCGGAUCAAUCUAAUCCCUGUCCAACCAAUGGAGGAUUUAAACUAGAAAGCUAUAGCACAUCAAAAGAGAUCGCAAAGGAACUGAAUCCUGACACCGCCAAUAAGCUGCCUGCUCUCAUAAAGCAAUUAGCUGAUUCUGGUUACACCGUCCAGCGAGGAGCCAGGCCAAACGCUAGAAAAGUUGCAGUCUUGGUUGUUGAGGGUGUCAAGUCUGCAGAGUUAGUGUCGAAUCAAGUGAAAAACUUACUGAACAAAGGCAUCACGGUGUUCAUCGCUGACCCAACCAAAUCUGGAGCUAAGAUUAAAGGCGUGACCACACUUAAGGGAGGGUCAGAGGAACAGGCUACAGAACUGAUCCAGAAUCUACUGCAGUAACUCUUGUGAAAACCAACUCGUCAGAAGUAGAAGCCAGGGACAAACACAUGGCUGGAUUUGUAUCGCUUGGGUGUCAAUGAGUUGGAGAGUAGUUUUUUUAUUAUUUAGUAUUGAAAUGAUAAUUUCAGAGCAGUGAGUGAAGGAAGUCAUUUAGUUUCAUUGAAACUUUAUAUAAUUUUUAAAAAUGUGCUUGUUACAUUAUGUAUGAAAUAAGAAAGAAGACCUUCAAUCAAUAAAGCGAUUUGAAACAAUAUAUUUUGCUGUGCAUUAAAAAUAGGUAAAACAAAAUUGUUGGGUCUGUUUGAUUAUUCAAAUUAAGUAUGCAAACUAUUUAUGUAUAAUAAUAUUUUCAAAUAAAAAAAAAGAUGCAAAUUGUAUUAAUUAUAUAGAGUCUUGUAUUAAGCUCGUUUAUGCAUGAGUUAAAAUAAAAUAAUAAACUUCA